AUGGUCUUCUUCUUCUUCGUCUGCGGCCAGCACACAUUCCGGUCCGAGGUCAAGGGCUACGAGGGCGUCAUCUGCCAGUGCCACAACUGUGGCAACAUGUCGGGCCGUGUCAUCAAGAGCCGCCCAUUCUUCACCUUUUGCUUCGUUCCGCUCAAGAAUCGUCCUGACGUCGUCUCCAUGUCCAACGGCGGCAAUUCCGGAACUGGGCCUUAUCCCCCGCCGGCAAAUCCAGGAUGGGGUCAGCAACAGUACCAGGCCUCUCAAGCGCUCGCGCAGAGUUCUAUCAUGAUCGGCACAAAAUGA
Molecule: messenger RNA, 303 nt
Organism: Trichoderma aggressivum f. europaeum
Lineage: Eukaryota; Fungi; Ascomycota; Sordariomycetes; Hypocreales; Hypocreaceae
Exons: 3
Coding region: 1-303 (100 amino acids)
Source: RefSeq, a predicted model, not a curated record